Messenger RNA from Aureobasidium vineae, 823 nucleotides. Lineage: Eukaryota; Fungi; Ascomycota; Dothideomycetes; Dothideales; Saccotheciaceae. The record is from the annotation of a GenBank genome assembly.
CAUGUGUAUCGCCCUGCUUACGACUGCGCAUCCCGAAUAUCCGUUCAUUCUGCUGAACAACCGCGAUGUGAUUAUGCUCAGCACCAUUCUGGCCAUGUCUGUGUAUGGCACAAAGUCACGAGGGGGCCUACCCAAAGCUUUCUUAACUUUACCUCCGCAAAAUACGCAGUCUUCGAAUGAGUUUGCACGAUACAUGGUCGAAGAUGUCGGCGUAAGUGAUGUUGGCGGCUUCAGCCUCGUCUUUGGUAAAUUGAGUAAGAAGAACAUCUGUGCGAAGAAUGGAGAAGGGCUUGCGAUCAUCUCGAACCGUACCGAGGAUGCAUCAGCUACCACUUGGAUUUGUGGUAAGCCUGGUGAAAUCCGAGGCCUCAGCAACUCGCACUUUGGUGAUAGGACGUGGCCGAAAGUCGUUCAAGGAGAGAAGCAACUGCAGAACACAAUCCAGGAACACGCUGCGGCAGGCUCAAGCAAAGAAGAUCUGCUCAGAUCCUUUUUCGAGAUACUGAGCAUGGACACUUUGCCUCGUCGCAAGCAUGGCCAAGAUUGGGAGACAUACGUCUAUCAACUCCGUAAUAGCAUCUUCAUUCCACGCAUUGGAGGAGAAGAUCUGGAGGAUUCUUCAGCCGAUGAGAUCGCUGCAGCUGAUGAAGGUCUCACUGCGAAGACCGACAACGGAGUCUACGGUACCCAGAAGCAAACAGUCGUCCUUGUUGAUCAUGAUGGAAAAGUCACGUAUGUUGAAAAAACACUAUACGAUGAAGGUGGUCACCCAACAGACAACGACGUUCAGAAAUACGAGUUCGAGAUUGAAGGAUGGAACGAU